AUGUCACAGAUCGUGGAUCAUAAUUAUUUUGCUCUACCCGAAUGGUAUAUAAACCUUGAGAAGAGGGCAGAAGAGGGCGAAAGAGAACAAAUGAUCGUAUUCGAUCGCUCCUUGGAAUCGUGGUUGGAUUCCGCACAGAAGUCUCAUCAGAAAUCGCAGAAAGCGGAGAACUUCGCCUACGCGGCCUACUUCCUCAUCGGUUCAUUCUGUUCCGACGGAGACAUCCAUGUUGCACAUGCGGCUCGUUGUCCGCUUCCAGCCACUGCUACUGACGGUGCUGGAGAUGCCCUGAGCAGAACUCUUGAUGAUGAAUGGCUGGCUGAUAACGCAGAAAAAGUAACAAGAAUACUGCCGGGUGGGAUCCACGUUGUCGGGCUACUAUGGCUAUCCGAGAGGAAGCUUUAUAAUGAGCAGAAAGCGAUGCUCACAAGAGCGCUGGGUAGGAUUCAGCGAACUAACAAUCUGCUAACUACACUGAGUCUCAGCUCAGUGUCAGACCACAUGGCGUUGGUCUUUGUUGAGUCGCCGAAUGGUAAGCCAUCUGGACUGGUCAUCGAUAUAGUACGUAGAGGUCCAGACUCGCCUACAAAGGUGUCUUUCAGUGCGCUCGAGUGGGUAUCUGUUAUAUCGAAUGCAGCUGCCAGAAUUUGCUUCAACGUGCCUACAAGAACGAAGCAAUCCCACUUUUUCACGGAAUUUCUCGCUUCAGUUAGACCAUUUGCUCAAAAUCUUUUGAGCUGUCCUCUGAUCUUGAUCAAUGGGGAAGUACGCGACGGCUCCGAACAACUUUUCAAAGACUUGAAGAAGAAAAAGGCAGAUUCGGUGGAAGUGCAGAUGUUCAUAGACACAUGGGAAGACAAAGAGAACAAGGAGAACAUAUGUGAAACACAGCAAGCUACCAAUCUUCAUGAGGUCUCUUUCGAUAUCGAGAUCCGUGCCGCUGUUCCGUCUCGAUCAAAAGUAGAAGCAGUUGUGGAUGCGGUAAAGCACCACUUGCUGAGGAGCUUGACUGCAAGAGCAGAGCUUCAGUACGAAUCAAUGGAGAUCGUCGAAGAAGGCAGCGCAGCACCAUGUUCUGUGCAUCAGAUGCCGCGACCGGCUACCACUGUACUUCCCAAUCAUCCAGCAAUCCUCCUUUCGGAUUAUCUGUUCGAGGCAGACACAACUGAAGAUGCUCAGAAGAAUUUUGACGAGUUGUUGGGACUAAAAACUAGUGUCGAGCAUAUCGAUGAAGGAUGGGAGCGAAGUCUCGAGAUAAAUGAGAUGGAGACCGUGCGAGCACCGCUUGAUGACACACCGGUCGUGAAUUUUAGGCCAAAAGACAAUGAUAUCGGCUCAAUCUGGACAUUACUAAUAGCUUUGGCAGGGAUUAUAGCUAUUGUUGCUAUAGUUGUGUAUUUCGCUAUAAGCAGAUGAUUAAAUCACGUUUUCAUCACAUAACCGGCGGGUUUAGGGAGGACCUGAAAUUGUUUGUUUCCAUACUAUGCAUGUACCGACACAUCAGCAAAAGCGAUCGAGUGGCUGGUCGCAAGGGCAUUUAGUGAACUUCGCAAAUAACCAAUAUUUCUCAGGAAUUUUUGAGUUUCAAACUAGCU
Cylicocyclus nassatus is the source of this 1595-nucleotide messenger RNA. The record is from the annotation of a GenBank genome assembly. Lineage: Eukaryota; Metazoa; Nematoda; Chromadorea; Rhabditida; Strongylidae.